Molecule: messenger RNA, 3821 nt
Organism: Zonotrichia albicollis (white-throated sparrow)
Lineage: Eukaryota; Metazoa; Chordata; Aves; Passeriformes; Passerellidae
Gene: MLNR
Product: motilin receptor
Biological process (GO): G protein-coupled receptor signaling pathway
Cellular component (GO): plasma membrane
Molecular function (GO): G protein-coupled peptide receptor activity
Source: RefSeq, a predicted model, not a curated record
AUGCGGCGCGGCGGCGGCGGCGGGAACGGCAGCGAGGGCGAGCCCGAGUGGCCGUGGCCGUGGCCGCCCUGCGACGAGCGGCUGUGCCUGGCGCUGCCCAUGUGGGUGCUCGUUCCCAUCACGGCCGUCUGCCUGGGGCUCUUCGUGGUCGGCGUGGCGGGCAAUGUCCUCACGGUGCUGGUCAUCCGCAGCUACCGCGACAUGAAGACCACCACCAACCUCUACCUGGGCAGCAUGGCCGUCUCGGACCUGCUCAUCCUCAUGGGGCUGCCCUUCGACCUCUACCGCCUGUGGCGCUCCCGACCCUGGAUCUUCGGGCAGCUGCUGUGCCGCCUCUCGCACUACCUGAGCGAGGGCUGCACCUACUGCACCAUCCUGCACAUCACCGCCCUCACCGUGGAGCGCUACCUCGCUAUCUGCUUCCCCCUCAAGGCCAAGGUGGUCGUCACCAAGCGCCGGGUGAAAGCCAUCAUCGGCGUCCUUUGGGCCUUCGCCUUGCUCUCCGCAAGCCCCUUCUUCUUCCUGGUCGGCGUGGAGCAGCCCGACAACCACACUGACUUCAGCCGCGAGUGCAAGCCCACCCCGCAGGCGCUGCAGUCCGGCCUGCUGGCCACCAUGUUCUGGGUCACCACCUGCUACUUCGUGCUGCCCGUCACCUGCCUCAGCGUCCUCUACGGCUGCAUUGGCCGCGAGCUGUGGCGGAGCAACACCCGCCUGCGGGGCCCCAGCUCGCUGCUCCGGGAGAAGGGGCACCGCCAGACUGUCAGGAUCUUGGCUGUGGUGGUUCUGGCCUUUGUAAUUUGCUGGUUGCCUUUCCACAUUGGCAGGAUCAUAUUUAUCAACACCCGGGACAUGAGGACGAUGCUGUUCUCCCAGUACUUUAAUAUAUUCGCCCUGCAGCUUUUCUACCUGAGCGCAUCCAUCAACCCUGUCCUCUACAACCUCGUUUCCAAGAAGUACAGGGCGGCAGCCUGCAGGCUGCUGCUGCCACAGCGAGCUGCACAAAGGGCUCUCACGGGAACAAAGGACGCUGGGGGCUACACAGAGACCAGCACAAGGCACGACUACACCACCAGCUUCUGAGGCUGCAGCCCGCGCUUCUUCGGGCAUUCUCGCCUAAGGAAGGGAACUUCCUUCUCUCGGGACAGUCGCAAAAGGAUGGACAUUUGUUAGGGCAUGUGGUGUUUCAUAACUGUCUUCUUGUGGGAUACCUGGAGUUUUGGUAACAGAGCCAGCAGGCACCACGAAGUACGGAGAAUGAAGGAGCACUUGUUGGGAGGUGUAAUGGGUAAAAUUCCCAGACAGCCUUCACCAUUUUAAAAUGGUUUUCUCAUAAACGAGAUUUUACAAAACACAGUCUCACAAGGAGAUGGACGCCAAAAAAAUCACCCACCAAGCUUAACAGCCGUGGAAGAAGAGGCGUAUGCUUUUAGCACUUGGUCUUGUAAUCAUAAAGCGGACAUUCCUGGGCAGUUUCACUAAUUUCCUUAGGAAAGCAUAUGCUGCACACAGCAGUCUCUGGGCUUAGCCCUGUUUGAUCCCACAGGAUCAAAUAAGGUCUUUUACUUAUAUAUUAACAACUUGUUGUAAAACUUGUGAUAUUCCAGAUCAAUUCCCUUAGGAUAGAUGAGCAGUGUUUGGUAAUUGGUAGCAGUGUGUCUCCACAUUGUGCAUUGCAUUUGCAAAUAAUACACCAAAUAAACCCGCCUUGUCACAAACAAGAUCCAUCACUAAAUGUGCUGGACUAUGCCCAGGACUUCAUGCUGCAUAACACUGCACUGCAAGUCAAAAUUCAACUCACUAAUUCUGCUCCAAAAGAUUUUAAUGGGAAAUUUCAACUGUACAACUUAGGAAGGAGGUUAGUUGUGAGGAAGAGCUAGAAGAAGCUGCAGCAGUGCAGCAGUGUUUUCUGUGGAGGAUCAUUGCCUCUGUACAUUUUACUUGUUACAUUAUUGGCUCUAGUGGUGUAAAUCUGGACCAAAAUCAGUGAUGUGGCACUGCUCUUAUGAGAGCAUCACUGUCCAUGCUUGCCCUUAGUUCUCUGUUAACUUCUCCCUUCAGGCAGUUGUAGAGAGUGAUACAAUCCCCUCUGAGCCUCCUUUUGUAUAGGCUAAACACUCCAUCUCCCUCAGCUGCUCCUGAGUUGUGUUCCAGAGUCUUUACCAGCUCCACUGCCCUUCUCUGGACAUGCUCCAGCAACUCAAUGUCCUUCUUGUAGUGAGGGGCCCAGAACUGGACACAGGAUUUGAGGAAUAAAGCCACGCAAGUGCUGAGUAUGAGGGGACAAUCCCUGCCCUGUCCUGCUGGCCACACUGUUGCUGAUCCAGGCCAGGAUGCCAUUGGCCUUCUUGGCCCCUGGGCACACUCUGGCUCAAGUUCAGCUGCUGCUGACCAGCACCCCAGGUGUUUUCUGCUGGGCCACUUUGCAGCCACUCUUCCCUAGGCCUGUGUCACUGCCCGGGGCUGCUGUGGCCAAAAUACAGGACCCAGCAUUGGCCUUAUUGAGCCUCAGCCCAUCAAGCCAGCCUGCCCAGAUAAAUUCAACAGAAUUCAACAGCUAGCUCAGAGAUCUCAGCAGCAAAGUUGAACCCAAGUCUUCUCCAAGUUUUAAAAAUAUGACCAGUUAUCCAUUAAAGAGUCUGUAACUCUGAAUCACUGAACAAAAACUAAAAAAAAUCUAAAGACAGAAAAAAAAAAUCUAUCUCAACUGCAUACACAUAAGGUUUUCUUUUCCUAUCAGCUUCAUACCGGUGGAGAGCAGUUGUCUGCAAGGCUUCAGUUAGGUUGCUUUUGCUGAGAGGUGACAUUAAGAUGUUCAGUUAUCAUAAAGAAACAGCUGGUUUUGGGGGGGAUUUGGACAAAUUAUUAUGAACAGUAAUCUCCGUAUGUGUAUGUAGACCAAAGCAGGGAAAAAAGGUUUAUCACAUAGUUAUGUGGCCAUGGAACUGCUUGUGCAUGCCUGCAGUCUCCUGAUAAUGGCUUUGCCUUUAUCAAUUGCUGCUAAAUUGCACUGGGGGUGAAACACUUGCUCAUCAGAAAUUUCCCCAAAAGCAAUUGCAUAGGUCCCCGAAGCACAAGACUAGUGGAGGAAGGAGGGAAAUGCCCUGGUGGGCUGCUGCCCUGAGCCCGCUUUUCUAGGGUGCCCUCCCUGCCACAGACAGCCCUGGCAGUGCUGUGCUCUGCUCUGUGUGUGCUGGCUGUCCAAGGCAGGUCCCUCUCAGCCAGGACUCCAGCUCGCUGCUCCCAGGCUGCUCAUGGAGUGCCUGCAUUUCUGCAGGGAGCCCCAGGCUUGGGCUGCUCCUGCCCAGCAGCAGGUGCUGCAGCAGCAGGCUUCUGCCCUGCUGGCAGACUGCAUUGGAGCAGUCAGGUUUUUUGGGAAAGUCGUCGUAUCCCUGUUCAAAGGUAUCCCCCUUGCAUGCUUGGCAGAAUAACACAGGCAGCAAAAUCCCACCUGUGAGCUUGCAGUGCCUUCUUGUUAAUGCUCCCUCCCCACCAGAACAAAGGUUUAGGAAAUAGAUGAAGUUCGGGGUGUUUAGCAUUAACCAGGCCUGGCACUGCUGUCUCUGGCAUUCAGUACUGGAUUGUGUAAGCAGGGAUGCUGUAAAUAAAAUAGCACUGAGUAUUUCAGAAGUAAUUUCCAUACCACGAAGCCUAUAAGAUACAAGAGAAAGCAGACCAGAAGGAGAGAGAAAAUGAGGCAGGGAUGUAAAAGAAAAGCACAGAGACCAGAUGAUAAAAAGGGAAGCAUGGUGAGAUAGUCUCUUUUUUACAGCAUGCAUGUAGUAACAUUGAAAAUCACAGGAUAGAAAAUCAGAAAUUUG